Molecule: messenger RNA, 3151 nt
Organism: Ostrea edulis (European flat oyster)
Lineage: Eukaryota; Metazoa; Mollusca; Bivalvia; Ostreida; Ostreidae
Product: ATR-interacting protein-like
Exons: 16
Coding region: 188-3052 (954 amino acids)
Biological process (GO): DNA repair; DNA damage checkpoint signaling
Source: RefSeq, a predicted model, not a curated record
CAAAAAUAUGAACGAUUUAAUUAUAUAAUUUAAUGGCGGCAGUUCAAAAUAGAUAUUUUUAUGUUUCAUCAUUUUUGGUAGAAUCAUAAGAAUGUGUUAAUAAUAUUUAUUCAUCCCGGCUCCAGUUGUGAUAGGAUUCUUCGAAGUUCCUUGUGUGAAGACGAGAAGAUGACCAUAAAGAAAGGAAAUGGCAAAUAAUCCCUUCUUUUCCUGCAUCAAACCAGGCAAGCGCUUUACUUACAACCUAGAAUCAAGUAAAGACAGUCCUUUGCCUGGUAGAUAUAGACCUCUCCAGUCGAAAAAUGUAAAUAUGCAGGGAUCGAACAAUGAUUCUCCAAGAGCAAAGAGGAGGAAGACAGAAGACGAUAAAUGGGAUGAUGACGACGAUGACUUUGUGCUGACGCAGGAGAACAUAGCAGAGUUGGACAAAAUGACCCGAGCAGCCUUUACAGGACAGAAGACUACACAUACAGACCCUGGUCCAUCAACCACUCCACUGUCCCUACAUCCAGUUGUCAAGCCACCAUCAGCACCAACAUUCACCCACAAGACUUCCACCCCAGCAGGCAGAUUGACAUUUAAGCCCCCUUUGUGUUCCGGAGUUUCAGAUAUUUCUCUUCCUCACAACUCUGAUUCCAGCUCUUCCAGGAAUUCUAGAUCUACAAUUUAUCCCAGUUCCCUCUCCACUGGCAGGAGGUCCACCAGUUUAUCUUCGCGUGAAAACUCCUCAAGAUCAGCAGGGUCAGAGGAGAUUCCUUUUCAGCCUCCCAACAGGAAGCCAUCAUUGCCCUCCACUAUCAGUUCCUCAACAUCUUCAGAGAGCUUGGGAAUGAGGAGCCCGAUAUCUGAGGGAAUGAGAGAGGAGUUUGAGAUGUACAAAAAUCAGUGUGACCUCCUUAAAGCUGAGAUGGAGUCCAUAAAGCAAGAACUCUAUGUAAAAGAAGGGGAGAACAAAAUUCUGAGAGACAAGCUAACGGAAAAAGAUGCAGAACUCAGUGCGAGUAAGCAACAGAAACUCAAAGUAACAGAACAACAAGUGAAGGAACAGUCCCAGAAAGAAAAGCAACUGAGGGCUGAGAUCCAGAGUCUCAACACACAGCUUCAGUUCAAGGAGAGGGACCUGGCAGAAAUGCGGGAGAAAUGUCGAAAUCUGGAGACCUUGAUGUCUGCUUCUGGGGACUCUGAGGUCCCAUCAACUUCUUAUCAUAGUCCCAAGGUCAGAAAGGUCGUUGUGUCACCCAAGGGAAAGCGAAGUGGAUUCCCGAGCACCAAGUCUUUUAUGGCAGAGGAGGGGUCACAGCAGUCAAAGCCGAGUAUUAGGGAGGAGAGCGUGAUGAAAGAUGUUGCAACAUCUGCAAAUAUCACUGACGAAGCAAAGAAGAAAGGCAGAAGUAGAAAUUUUCAAUUCAAACUUCAAUCAUCAAAUGGCAUAGUCACUGGAAAUCACCUCCUGUCCAAGCUUUCUGAGGCCAGUUUACAAGGCUCUUGUCAGGGCAGCAGUCCAGACAGAGGACUUAUGGGAUUGCUGCAGACUAACCCGCCCUCCAUGGAUCUCCAGGCCUUUCUGUUUGACAGGGACAGCUCCAACCUGCUUUCACCAAUCCCGACCAAAAGAAUGUCCGACAAAAAGGUUGUUACUACUGAUAGGCCAAAACCCAGACCCAUUGUGUCAGCAAACAGUUAUUCCAAGGCAAUGGAAGGUCUACACAACAUUCUAAGCUGUAGUAACCAAUCACCUCUCUUGUCUCUUCUGGAUCUAUCCCAUAGCAACCUAUCCAGUAACCAAUCAGAAAACUCAUUACAAACACUGGAACCAUCUUCAGAAAGUCAGAGUGGACUUUUUUUUGUAUCUUUACUAAAUGACUACUUGUCUCAUUACAUUGAGAUGAUGAACUGUUAUGUGGAGAGAGGUCAAAGUUUACUCAGUCCCCAGAGCUCAUCUUCAUCUUCAUUCGGACCUUCCAGCUCCUUAGAUAGUUCCACUGGCUCUUUGACUAGUUCCCUUAACGUUCUGUUACGAGAUGGAGCAGCCUAUGCAAAUACUUUAGAGUCACAAGCUCUUUGUGCUCUCAACAUUUUACACAAACUUGUCCUGUAUUGUGAUGCAGUGAGAGAUACUUUAUUGUAUUCAGAUGACGUUUUAUCCGACUCCAGCAUAUCCAGUUUUGGCAAAGUAGAGGAAGAAAUGGACACGGACAACCCACCGUCCUCCCUGAGCUCUCUGACCGGUAGUGACAGUGGGGUGGACAGCCUUCGACAGAGUGUACUGGACUGUCGUCUGCUAGCCAAGGUCUUCAGACUGGCCAAUCCUGGCAAAGCAUCUAAUGAGAAGGGGGAACCAAAUAAAUACAAUGAAUGGGUUGUAUACAAAGCAUUGAAGAUCAUCAAAGUCCUUUGUGAGAAGUGCAGAGACGACCAGCUAACUCAACUUCUUCCUGUGCUAAGAAAAGGUGUACUAUCCAAUUGUUUGAGGUGUGCUUCAACCCCAAUAGUAGUCCUGGGAGGACUUGAGGUCAUGUGUUCGCUGGCUAAACAUGAGAAAGCUGUUCUGGCAGCCUGUUCCUGCCCAGGUCACUGUGUAUUUCUUCCGAUGUAUCAGCUGUGCUCCUCACCAGUGUCCACUUUAACUGAAGAGUUUCUCGUGGAAUUUGCAGCAAAGGUUUUGAGAUGUCUGACCAGUACAGGAAGCCAUAGUAAAGCAGGACUUAAUCUUCUGCUGGACAUGGAAUGUAGCUCACAGCUGCAGAAAGCGGUAGUGCUUCUUCUUCAUAAGGUUUUAUUGCAAUACCAAACAAAUCAAUCUCCAAAUGCCAAAAGAGUUCUUCAGAAGGGGACAUUACUUCUACAUAACCUCAGCCAAGUAGAUGGGCAGUUUGAGGAACACCACUACAUAGUGCAGCAUCAGUAUGUGGAGCUGAUCAGUGGCCUCAACUCCAUGUUUAAACCCACAGAUUACGAAAAUGAAAGAUGUGCUGUUGCGGAACUGUGGUAUUUUGGUAGAGAUGACUCGGAUUCCUCUCAGGAGGAUGAAGAUGAGAUGGAGAUUAGCUGAUAUUGGUCCAAAAGAUUAAAACAUUUAGAGACAUUUUAUUUUUGUUUUGUUUAAGGCUCUAUAGAUAUUUGUUGAAAUAAAUGAAUGAACACAGAUAAA